AUGGUGCUCGCUGUCCUCGCUCAGAGGAGUCCGAGGAUUCCUCGGUGGCUGACGCGCGAGGAGUACUCCUCGGUGGCACCUUUUCUUCGAUUGAGCGACGGCCGCGCGCACGAUGAUGCAGGGUUGUGUGAGGGAUCCCACUACGAUCUGCGCGAGCACGAUAUGAUUCGGACAGGCUAG
Pyrenophora tritici-repentis Pt-1C-BFP is the source of this 180-nucleotide messenger RNA. The record is from RefSeq and is a predicted model, not a curated record. NCBI's taxonomy places the organism in Eukaryota, Fungi, Ascomycota, Dothideomycetes, Pleosporales, Pleosporaceae.